GUCAUUCGAUUUUCUUGCAGUUUGCCAGAAUAAAGAUAUCUCAUCAUGCCUCCCAAGCCAAGCGGAAAAGGACAGAAGAAGGCCGGCAAAGCCAAGGGUGCUCCAAGCACCAACAAGAAGAGGAAGCGCAAGAGAAAGGAGAGCUAUGGCAUCUACAUCUACAAGGUGAUGAAGCAGGUGCACCCCGACACCGGCAUCUCAAGCAAAGCCAUGAGCAUCAUGAACAGCUUCGUCAAUGACAUCUUCGAGCGUAUUGCCGCCGAGGCUUCCCGCCUGGCCCACUACAACAAGAAGUCCACCAUCACUAGCCGUGAGGUGCAGACCGCUGUCCGUCUCCUCCUGCCCGGUGAGCUGGCCAAGCACGCCGUCAGCGAAGGCACCAAGGCCGUCACCAAGUACACCACCUCCAAAUAAACGGUGUACUGAACGACAAUCAAACCAACCGGCUCUUUUCAGAGCCACCACAUUUUCAAAAAAGAGAUUGGAAAUCCAUGUCUGUUUAAUCUUUAAAAUUUAAUUGUCUUUCAAAUCAAAAGUUACAAGAAUACUUCCAUACUAUUGAGCU
This is a messenger RNA of Patiria miniata (bat star), 565 nucleotides long. Its product is annotated as histone H2B. The record is from RefSeq and is a predicted model, not a curated record. The transcript has a single exon. Gene Ontology annotation, molecular function: protein heterodimerization activity; structural constituent of chromatin; DNA binding. Lineage: Eukaryota; Metazoa; Echinodermata; Asteroidea; Valvatida; Asterinidae. Bases 46 to 414 code for a protein of 122 amino acids. Gene Ontology annotation, cellular component: nucleosome.